AUGCCCCAUUUUCACAAAUCGCUGGAGAAAUUCGUUACUUCUUUUGGUAAUUUUGGAAAAUGUGAUGAGUGUGGAUGCGCACGCGAAUCAACUGCUUUGAUAAGAGGAAGAAGAUAUUGCAAAAGUUGCAAGGAAAAGAAAAAAUGGGUAACACCAGCAAAAUUUCAGGACUCAGACGCAACAUUCAAAUGUCCUGCUGGAAGCUGCGGAGCGACUAAACUAUCUUUUCGCGAGCACAUAGUUGGAUACUGCUGUGAAGCUGCUUUGGCGAGAACACCGGAUGAUAUUUGGGAAGCAAAAAUUGAGCACGAAGCGAUGAGCAAGCUUUAUCUGGAAAUAAGAGAAGAUAAUAAUUCUUCUUUUGAAAAAAUCAUGGACGCUCGUCGUGACCUUAUCAAUGCUAGAAAUAAAGUCGAGACAAAGGAAGAAGAACUGAAAAAAGCCAAAGAAAAUGUUCCGCUCGCAGAAAAAAGACUCAGAUUCGCAAAUACAAAUGAAGUGUAUUUACGAAAGUUGCACGAAAAGAGUGAAAAACGAGUACUUAUCAUCACAAAUGCAGCUUUCCUUCGUGAUGACGCACCAGGUCCAGUGGCGAAGAAAGCGAAGCAAGAAGAUGUGAAUGAGCAGAAUCAAUGCAAGGUCUGUUUUCAUCCUUACAAUGAGGAGCGCCCAGAAGCAAUCAUCAUUCCCUGCGCUCACAAGUUCUGCUUCAAUUGCAUCACAUCCCUUCGAGAGAAAAACUGUCCAAACUGCCGGGCUAAAUUCACUGACAACAAUGUUUACAAGACUCAUUGA
Oikopleura dioica is the source of this 795-nucleotide messenger RNA. The record is from the annotation of a GenBank genome assembly. NCBI's taxonomy places the organism in Eukaryota, Metazoa, Chordata, Appendicularia, Copelata, Oikopleuridae.